This is a messenger RNA of Xenopus tropicalis (tropical clawed frog), 5547 nucleotides long. It is a transcript of the gene smim13, whose product is annotated as small integral membrane protein 13. The record is from RefSeq and is a predicted model, not a curated record. Bases 177 to 446 code for a protein of 89 amino acids. Lineage: Eukaryota; Metazoa; Chordata; Amphibia; Anura; Pipidae. The transcript is spliced from 3 exons.
UCGCUGAAGGACCAAUAGGCGUAAGAGAGGGGAGGAGCGGCGCGAUGACCGUGCGAUGAGCGGCCCUUGGAAGAGGUUCCGUUUCAUUGUUUGCAGCUCCCGGACCAGGGGAAGUAGGGAGACCAGACGCUACCGGAGCCUCUGCUCUGAUCCCGGCUUCCUUCCUAAAAGUCAAAAUGUGGCAGAGUGUCGGAUUAACAUUUCUGGUGUUUGUGGCAACAUUAAUCUGUGUCCUGCUUUUUAUGUUAUGUGGCUGGUAUGUUGUCUGGCACCUUUUCUUGUCUAAAUUCAAGUUUUUAAGGGAGCUGGUUUGUGAUAGUGGUUCACUCCAAGGAGAAAGUGAAUCAUCUGAAACACCCAGCGACUCUGAUGCACCACCCUCUCCUGAAAAACAGAAGCCUAAGUCAACACGACAGAGAAGAAUUCCAGCCGAAGAGGCAACUUAAAAAUGAAGGCAAUAUUGAGGCUUCUUCUUGGGGAACUAAGAAUAUUUUCAGCAUCUGCACUGUAGGAGACAACACUAUAAUUUUAUGGAAAUACUGACUUCAUAAGCGUGUGCUUUAGGGAAAUAAGAUCUACUAUAAAGCUGCUUGAUCACAUUUUAAAUAUAUAAGCUGUCUCGUCAAUCAAUAGGAAGCAUUUCAUGCAUGACCUAAGAUCUGAAGAGUAAAAAGUUUAUGCGUGAACCUGCACCAGUUGUCUUGUAGGCUUCCAAGUUUGAAUUAAGAAGCUUAAACAUUCCCUGUCAUCCUUUUAAAUAAUGCUGGCUUGCAGGUAGUUGCCAUCGAAGCCUAUCUAGUCACAGCACCUUGGAUCUGCACAUUAUCAAGAACAUCAAUGUAAUGGUUAUGGUAUCUAUACUCAUCAGCCUGUACUCCAUGGUUACUGUUGAAUUUAGCAGCAUACAGAAUGCCUAUGGGAAGCUCACAGAGAUGGAAUCCAGCUUUGGCUGCUGUAUUGUUUGUCUUAAUACCAUUAGAAUUAUGAAUUCGGGAAGUGUGCAUAUUUUAUUUUAUAAAACUAAUUUAGAAAAGACUCUACAUAAAAUUGUUUUUUCUGCAUUAGUCUUUUCCUUAGGUGGUAGAGGGUACUGCUGGUCUUAAGACAUUAGGAAAAAACAAGUUUAUUUUCUUCAUAUAGUUAUUUUUUUAAAUUGGUUUGUCUCAUCCCCAUGACGGUUGUAUAUUAAAAACAAAGAGGAUUCGUCUCCAAAGCAUUUGAGUGCAUGCUAGCUAUUCUUCCUUUGAGAUCUUACACUGUAUAACCAGUGAUCCUACAGCUUAAUCUAAAAAGCCUGAAUACAAAAGAAGAGUCACCAUUCUUAAGAGGUAAAAUAAUUAUCGUACAACUUUGUCAAACAUUGUAUUUCAGAGCAGAUGUACUUGUGUUUAUAUUGCUAAUGCAUUUUUUCCUGUUUUAAGGUAUCACUCAAAACACUAGCAGAAAUGUAUAGUUUAUGUUUGGAACUAUGUGUAUUGGUUGUCUCCCUAGACAAGCCAUCUAAUUCCGUUACAAUUUAAUAGGUACAUUUUUUUUUACAUGGUCAGUGGCUCUGAGUUAUGAAUUCUUACCCAGCACCUCUUUGGUAACAGAAGAUAUAUUCUGACUUGAUAUGAUUUCUAAAGCUGUACAGGACUUAUUGUAAUACCAUAUUUACAAUUUGUGUUUCCGCAGGCCCAAGUAAGGAAAGUUCUUUCUUAGCAGAAUUCAUCUGCUUGUUUUACGUUCUUCUCAAGUCUUAACACCUGCAUAAAUGGACUCCUUGUUUAGUCUCCCCUCUUUAUCAAAGAGUUUUUAAAUCUAAACCCAUUGCACAUUCUAAUUUGUAGACUCAUCCUACACUAUUUGUGUAGAAGCUCUACAUAUUUUUGUGCAGUGUGCUAGGAUGGGGGGGGGGGGGGUUAAUGUUUUGCCAUUUACUUUUCAUUGCUUAUCUUCCUAUUCACAUUUAAGUAUUUUAUUCAAACCACUGCCUGGUUGCUAAGGUAAAUAAGACCCUAGCAACCAGAUAGCUGCUGAAAUGCAAACUGAAGACCUGCUGAGUGAAAACGUAAAAAACGAAAAAAACAAAAAAUGAUGCCCAUUUUUAAAUUGUCUCAGAAUAUCAAUAUAUAUCAUAAUAAGUUAAUUUGAAGGUGAACCACCCCUUUAAAUGUUAUUUGUCCCUAUUGAAAAAAUAUCAGCUUAACUGUAGAUGCUUAAUAAUUCUUUUAGACAAGUAGGUUUUUAUUAAGGUUUUUUUCUUACAGAGAUAUAAAUGGUUUAUUAGUUUGGUACCUCAACCUAAUAUUUUCUUCCUACUGGAAACUUUUUGUCAGUAGUGUUUUGCAAAUCAGCCAGUCAGAGCAAAACAUUAAUGUGUUGGUUGUACCCAUAAUCAGUUGAGGAGCUCACAAAUAGUUGAAUAUAUAAAGUCUGUAAGGAAAAAAUACAUAAUAAUUUGACUUUUACUAUGUUAGAAAAUGUCCUAACUUUUCAAUUAGUCACCUUUAUAUUUUUUAAUUGUUUGCUCCAAUAUCUGUCCUUUCCAACUUUUAAAUUAGUCCACUGACCCCAAAAAACGAUUGCUUUUGAAACUACAGUUUUAUUGUCGAUGGAGGUUUUUAUUCAUCCAUGUUAUGGUAUAUCAAGUAGAAGUAAAUCUAGAGCAACUGGACUUACGGAGUUAUCAUUGAAUCUUUAAUUUUGGUUAACCUGAAUACUAAGGAAUUGGCAUCAUCUUUAUAGAAAAUAUUGAGAUUCAGAAUCCUUACUCACAAUGUGAGUAUGGUGGUUUUGUAUGCUUAUGUCAUUUUGGACACCAAAUGAAUUAAUUUGUACCUAGACAAAUCUAGAGUAAAACCUAUGGUAAUUUGAAAUUGACAUAAGUAUUUUGGUGUUAUUAACAUUUUGCUCUUAUUGGUAACGUUGAAUCCAGAAAGAUAUUAAACUGCCUAAUUUGCUUUACUACUGUAAAAAAACAUUUUGGCACAUGGUGGUGUAAAUAAUGAUUGUCACAAUAUUGUCCUUUUAUUAUGUUAUGGUGAAAAGGAACAAUUUAGUCUAAUUUAACACCAAAUUAUUUUAAUGCCACAUUUGUAAUUCCCCACCCAGUUGUUGGCCUUACUGUGUUUCUCUUUAUUUUUGAAAUCUCAUUUAAACAAGAUUUCCACCAUUAAAUGGCAUGCUUUAAUAAGAAGCCUAAUCUGUACAAUACCUAAAAACAAAGACUAUUUUGUUUCAUAUUAGUAAUAUCCCAUACAUGUAUGUAUCUAUGUAUUUUUAAGCAGAAUCUUUUCUUUUUUUUUCAUUCCAAAAUUAAAAAUUUGCUGGAACUGAUAUAUGUUGGUUCAAAAUCUAAUAUUGAACUUGUAAAAAACAGGGAUUAUUAUAUGCUUCAGUUUUUGUAUCUCCUGACAUGGGUCUCCUUAUAUGUCUGCAUUAAUCAUAUUGCUAUGACAUGCAUUGUCUUGAGGGCACUAUGCAUUUUAUGCUGCCCACAGUGGGCACAUAAUGCCAGAUAUUUUAAUGAGUUUGGGGAGGGGUCACCUAAGUGUUUGUUUGGAACUUUCUGCAAAACCAGGAUGCAGAUAAGGAAUUUUAAACCUUGCACCAGUCCAGCAGAAAUGUAUUGGUUUUAAGCUUUCAUCAUGUAGAGUUGACUUGCUAAAAUGUGUAUUUACAGGGAUACUGACAUAUCUGCUGACAAAAGCAGAAGCAGUUUGUAGCAUUGGUUUUUUUUUUUAUUGCAAAGUGCCCUAACAGCAGUUUUUUUUGGUGGGCACCAUGUGUCUCCUGUAGCUUUUUGAAUAUUUGCCUGCUACGCAAUCAUGAAAGAAUCAAAGUACAGCUACAUUCUCACUGCACUGUAUGUCCCACACACUAUAGAUGGACACAAAAGCUGACAGACAAAACUGACCUGUUAUAUUUUUAUACAUUCAGCAUCUGUGGACCUUCAUGCAAGCACAGAGCUAUAUAGCCCAAUAUUUCAGUAGGUGCUUUUUGCUUGAGUAUAAAGAAACACAUUGGUUGCACCAUGAGCCAUUCAUAAGUGUGAGAAAGGGUUGUAUGCAUUUUAGAUUCCUUUACUGAGUCAUUUGAGGGUGUCUCACUAAAAAUACAAACCAAAAAUACUGUAUUUCCCAACUUUGUGGAUACUUAGCCAGGCAGUUGAAGAAUUAUAGAACUACAGUAUUGUAGAUGGUAUGUAAGACUUAGAUUUUGUUUUUUAUGUGUUACAAGGAGCUCAACUUGCUUUAAUUAAAUGAAAAAUACAAACUGUUGAGAAAAUGUAAUAAUUUUCUAUUUGUUUGGCCUUACAAAGUAUUGCGCUGGGCAAACAGCCCCUCUUGCUUUUAUAUAAGUGAGUUGGACCUACUGUAUUGCAUAUCAUUAUUUAAGUAAAUCUAAUACAAUACAGUACCAAUAAAAUGCUAAUUAUAAUUGGCUGUUUUCUGUGGAUAGUUUUCACACAAGCAAUCCGAUACAUUUUCUAUGUGAAACUGUAUGUAUACAGAGAAAUAAGUUUUUUAUGUAUUAUGUGUACAAUAUUCAAUGCCCUUCUGCUUAGCCUAUAUAAGAGAGAUAAAAAGUAGACACUGUGUAGAGUAUAUUUUAAUGUUACGCUUAAUGCUACACCAGUGUCACUGCUGCUCUUUAUAAAAUCAGUUCCAUAAACCCAAGUACUUAUCUGAAGGAUUUCUCAUCCUUGAGUAGUUGGCUGACUUUUUUGUCAUUUUAAUCCUACCAUAUUUUUCACAAAUGUUAAUAAAAAUUAAAUGACUUGACCAGUUCUUCUGAGGGGUUUUCCCUAUUAAGCAUCUGUGCUCUUACAUAAGUAGAAUUAGCACAGAGCUCUUAUAGCUGCCUGAGCAGAUAUUCAUGUAGGGGGGAAUUUACAAAAGUGGAAUAUACCAGGCCUGGAAUGGAAUUCAAAAUAGGCCCUGGCAUUUACACAGAGGCUCAAACAGCCCCCCACCAGCCCAGUAAAUUGUGACUGUCUGUGGAAUCUUAUAGCAGCCUCUCUGGCAUAGAAUCCAUAAAUUGCUAGUCCAGGACUGGAAUAUAUUGAAUGUAUGAGUAAAAAAAUAUAAUUGGUGUUAAAAGAAUGGCAACAUUAACAAAAAUAAUCCAUUUAUAUGGUGGUUGUUUUGUACUCUUUGAUGGCCACUGUAGCCAAUUCAGACUGGCACAAUUACUUUAGUUUACUUCAUUUUAUUUUGACAACAAAAAUAAUAUUUUGCUGUAGGCUGGCUUAAAAAAAGCAAGCUUUUAGACACCUGUGAAUUUGUCGUUUGAUUAUUUGAUGUAAACAAACAUCACUUUUGUGAAUUCUACCCCAAAUGGAGUACCUUCUUUUUCCUUUAUAACGGCCAUCCUUGAGCUGCUGACCUAGGAUGCUGGGAGUUAAAGUUUAAAACAGAUUAAAGGAUGCAAUUUCUUUGUUUAUGGUUGCUUUCUCCUAGAAUAGAUGUGUUGGGCAUUUUGUGUUAAUAGGUAAAAAAAAUGUUUGUCUUGACUUUGCCUUGUCAGUGUUAUUAAACGUUAUUAAAAAUGUUAUGAAAUGCA